CAGGGAGAGGGCAACGUGAGGACCCACCAGGAAUGCACAAGCAACUUGAACUUGCUCUUUUUCUUCUAGUGAUCUCUGAGAGGCAGAGCCACUAUUUUGGUAGACAAACCAAUCCAGAAAGUUGUCUUAGGAGCUAGUGCAGAUCGGCCAUCACGCACACUUCAAAAGGAAUUUCUCCUCUCUUCUACUCCGAGAUGGCCUUCAGCAAGAUGAGGCUGCUGUAUGCUUUCGUUCUGGUGGUGGGGGCGCUCUGCUUGUACCUCUACAUUGCCCUUUAUAAAGAACUGCCAUUCGUUUUCAAGAGAAGUGCUGGGAAGUUCCUUCAGCUUCCUGAUGUAGACUGCAGGCAGAACCCACCCUUCCUCGUCCUGCUGGUGACUUCCUCCCACAAACAGAUGGCAGCUCGCACGGCCAUUCGCAAGACGUGGGGUAGAGACAGGACGGUGCGAGGGCAGCAGGUGAGGACCCUCUUCCUCCUGGGCGCCUCAGACAGCACGGAUGAGAUGGCCGCCACGGCCCAGGAGAGCCAGGAGCACCGAGACAUCAUCCAGAAGGACUUCAAGGACGUCUACUACAACUUGACCCUGAAGACCAUGAUGGGCAUGGAGUGGGUCCACCACUUUUGUCCUCAGGCGACUUUUGUCAUGAAAACUGACUCCGACAUGUUUGUCAAUGUUGGCUAUCUGACGGAGCUGCUGCUAAGGAAAAACAAAACAACCAGAUUCUUCACAGGCUACUUAAAGCUCAAUGACUUUCCCAUCCGGUCAAAGUUCAACAAGUGGUUUGUAAGUAAGUUUGAAUAUCCAUGGGACAAGUACCCACCUUUCUGCUCAGGCACUGGCUACGUCUUUUCCAGUGAUGUGGCGAGACAAGUGUACAACGUCUCAGAAAGCGUCCCAUUCCUCAAGCUAGAGGAUGUGUUUGUGGGACUCUGUCUGGCCAAGCUGAAGAUCAGGCCGGAGGAGCUUCACUCCAAGCAGACCUUCUUCCCAGGUGGCUUACGGUUCUCCGUGUGUCGUUUUCAGAAAAUUGUGGCCUGCCACCACGUCACGCCCAGCAACCUACUCACCUACUGGCAGGCGCUAGAGAGCUCCCGGGAAGAAGACUGUGCAGCAGUCUGA
Molecule: messenger RNA, 1121 nt
Organism: Nannospalax galili (Upper Galilee mountains blind mole rat)
Lineage: Eukaryota; Metazoa; Chordata; Mammalia; Rodentia; Spalacidae
Product: beta-1,3-galactosyltransferase 5
Exons: 2
Coding region: 195-1121 (308 amino acids)
Cellular component (GO): membrane
Molecular function (GO): N-acetyl-beta-D-glucosaminide beta-(1,3)-galactosyltransferase activity
Source: RefSeq, a predicted model, not a curated record